CUGUCUCUCAAUCAGUUAAGUUCAUCAAAAUCUAAUCAAUUGCAAAGAUGAAUCUAAAGUUUGUUGUUCUUUGCGUAUGCCUGGCAGUCGUAUCAGCUGUUAAUAUACCAGCUGUAGACGAUCUCCGCGAGGCGUUUGAAACUGAAGACUCUCUCUAUAUUCCUAUCUCCGACGUAGAAGCCGAACAACUAAGACUGCCAAGAAGCUCCCACAUACCCCGGAAGAGGCUACCCCAGCUUGAGGAAGAUACAGCAAGCGAUGAUUGGGAAACCGAGCAGCUGAGGCUACCAAGAAGUAUUCCAAACAUUGAAUAUCAUCACCAGCAUCAUCAUAAACAUAAGCGGCCACACCGUAGUCUAGAUGAAGCUUUUGAAACUGAAGAUGCCUAUUACAUCCCAAUGUCAGAUGAAGAGGUUGAUUCACUUCGACUUCCAAGGAGUUUGGAUGAACUACAAAAAACAAUUGAAUCGGAAGGUCUCAUCGACAAUGUAGAAUCCGGUCGUGCCAAACGACAGAUCUUUGCACAAGGUGGAGGAAGUCCAGGAAAAGGAUAUGACAUCUAUGCCCAAGGACGAGCAAAAUUAUGGGAGAGUCAAAACCAACGAAAUAGCCUUCAUGGAACAGCUUCUUAUAGUCAACAUUUAGGUGGCCCAUAUGGUAACAGUCGGCCAAAUGUAGGCGGUGGAUUAACUUUCACACAUCGUUUUUGAAUAACUAAAAGUAGCUAUAUUUUAACUUUUUAUUUUAAUUUCUUUAAUUUAUUAGUAUUCAAUAAAUAAUUCGAUAUGUUUAUAAAUUC
Hermetia illucens (black soldier fly) is the source of this 799-nucleotide messenger RNA. RefSeq lists its product as uncharacterized. Lineage: Eukaryota; Metazoa; Arthropoda; Insecta; Diptera; Stratiomyidae. The coding region runs from base 48 to 710 and encodes 220 amino acids. Gene Ontology annotation, biological process: defense response to bacterium. The transcript has 2 exons. Gene Ontology annotation, cellular component: extracellular region. The record is from RefSeq and is a predicted model, not a curated record.